GGGUAAUCAAAAUCAAGGAGAGACCAGCACCCCCGUUCUCUCUCUCAAUUUGACAAACCAAAAAACUCCAAUAUCAUAUCAUCCUUUAUCUGGUUCCGUUUCUACUUUCUAAUCCCUUCUUUGAUUCUUCUCUCCUCCAAAGAUUUAUGGAUCUAAAGGCACAGCUAGACAGGUUCAAUAAACAGCAAGAACGAUGCCAAUCCACUCUCUCCAGCAUCAAUGCUUCCCGAGCAGCUCCUUCCAGACCCUCCCCCUCUGUCCCUGCUGCCACCAGCCUCAAGCCUACUCCUCCUGUCAAAUUCUCUAACGACACCGAGCGCCUUCAGUUUAUCAACAGCAUCAGGAAAGGUCCUGUUGGUGCUCAAAUCAAGCGUGUCAUUGAGCUUCUCUUUGAGACAAGGCAAGCCUUUACACCGGAGCAGAUUAACGAACGCUGUUAUGUUGAUAUGCUUUCCAAUAAAGCUGUCUUUGAUAGUCUCAGGAACAAUCCCAAAGUUUAUUAUGAUGGAAGGAGGUUCUCUUACAAGGCUAAGCAUGAUGUCAAAGACAAGAACCAGCUUCUCUCCCUGAUAAAGAAAUACCCUGCUGGGAUUGCGGCUGUAGAUCUCAAAGACGCUUACCCUAAUGUCAUGGAUGAUCUACAGGCUUUGAAAGCUUCAAAACACAUAUGGUUCCUCUCAAACGCGGAUUCACAAGAGGACAUUGCGUACCCAAACGACUUCAAGGGACAGAUUGAGGUUGAUGACGAGUUCAAAUCUCUGUUCCGUGACAUAGACAUUCCCAGCGACCUUCUUGAUGUGGAGAAGGAGCUGCAGAAGAUUGGUUUGAAGCCUGUGAUGAACACUGCGCAGAGGAGAGCUGCUGCACAGAUCCAAGGCGUAUCUAAUAAACCCAAGCAGAAGAAGAAGAAACAAGAGAUCAGCAAGAGAACCAAACUCACCAACGCACAUCUUCCCGAGCUCUUUCAGAACCUCAACGCCAGCAGUUCCAGAAACUAAACCUCAUGAAUGCAAUUGGGAUGGAGCCCCAGUUUAUUUCUUAUGAUUCGACAUAAUUUACAUAGAACAAAAGCAAUUUGUGUUGAUGUAUGAGUUUACAAUAGUUUUCAUGUAUUCCAGCAGAAAAAAAAAACUCAUCCAUAUGUAAACGAGAAGAUACUUUGCAAUGUUAAUGGCGUCUUAAAUCAGGAGUGUAUUACUGUGGUUAUUAUACUCAGCAAAGAGCAUUAGUAAGAUACAUUUUGUACUAUAUCAGCUAGAAUUGAGGUGUAACUAUGUUUAAGGUAAUGCCCCAUUUAUCAAGCACAA
This is a messenger RNA of Eruca vesicaria subsp. sativa (arugula), 1307 nucleotides long. Lineage: Eukaryota; Viridiplantae; Streptophyta; Magnoliopsida; Brassicales; Brassicaceae. The record is from the annotation of a GenBank genome assembly.